Ruditapes philippinarum (Manila clam) is the source of this 497-nucleotide messenger RNA. Its product is annotated as MAP kinase-activated protein kinase 5-like. Gene Ontology annotation, biological process: Ras protein signal transduction; protein autophosphorylation; peptidyl-serine phosphorylation. NCBI's taxonomy places the organism in Eukaryota, Metazoa, Mollusca, Bivalvia, Venerida, Veneridae. Gene Ontology annotation, molecular function: ATP binding; calcium/calmodulin-dependent protein kinase activity; mitogen-activated protein kinase binding. The record is from RefSeq and is a predicted model, not a curated record. Gene Ontology annotation, cellular component: nucleus; cytoplasm.
ACGGCCAAACGGUAUAUAACAAAGACACGGUGCAUUUACAGUUUCUACCCAUUUAAUUAGUCCCAUCGAUUUCAACAAAACAUGAAACUGAAACUAGAUUGAAAAUGGCCGAAGGCGGAAGAUGUGUCCCAAAACUCAAGACUCAUUCAAUCCUCCAUGAUUACACGGUUGAAUGGAGCCAGAAACUUGGUACAGGGAUUAGUGGACCAGUCCGACCAUGUAAGAAGUUGAAGACUGGCAAAAGUUUUGCUCUGAAAUGUUUACCAGAUAAUCCCAAGUCCCAGACGGAAGUGAAUAUACACUUCAUGUGUAGUGGACAUCCUAACGUUGUCAAAGUUCAUGAUGUUUAUGCCAAUGAUCUACAAUUUCCAGGGGACAAACAAGCAAAACCUUUCUUGUUGAUGGUGUUAGAAAUGAUGGAAGGAGGUGAAUUAUUUGACAGAAUUAGUAAACAGAGACGUUUUACAGAGAGAAAAGCUGCACGGUAUUUUAAGAAA